Molecule: messenger RNA, 1198 nt
Organism: Sorex fumeus (smoky shrew)
Lineage: Eukaryota; Metazoa; Chordata; Mammalia; Eulipotyphla; Soricidae
Gene: SULT1C4
Product: sulfotransferase family 1C member 4
Exons: 7
Coding region: 168-1064 (298 amino acids)
Biological process (GO): sulfation
Cellular component (GO): cytoplasm
Molecular function (GO): sulfotransferase activity
Source: RefSeq, a predicted model, not a curated record
GCUAACUUUCCCCUUAAUUACCUGCUUUCACAGGGCCAUGCCCAGGAAAGGUUUGUGAUUUGAGUUUUUGCUUUGUCUGUAGAUUAGGAAAGAGCUUUGUGCUGAGAGGUUGUGUUUUACCUGGAACAGGAAUAGAAUCUGAUUUUUGACACUAAAGGCCCUAAAAAAUGGAAAAUUUGAAAUUUAACGGAACAGAACGCAUGACUGUCGACUACAUUGAGGGAAUUCUUCAACCCACACCUACCUGUGACACCUGGGAUCAAAUUUGGAACUUCCAAGCCAAGCCUGAUGAUCUACUUAUUUCUACUUACCCUAAAGCAGGAACAACAUGGACUCAAGAGAUAGUGGACUUAAUACAAAACGGAGGUGAUGUUGACCAGAGCCAACGAGCUCCUACUCACAAACGAUUUCCUUUCAUCGAGUGGAUAGUCCCAUCCUUAGGCUCUGGUUUGGAACAGGCUAAUAAAAUGCCCUCACCACGGACCCUGAAAACACAUCUUCCUAUUCACUUGCUGCCACCAUCCAUUCUGGAGAAAAAUUGUAAGAUAAUCUAUGUAGCUAGAAAUCCCAAGGACAAUAUGGUGUCUUAUUACCAUUUCCAAAGGAUGAAUAGAGCACUUCCUGAUCCAGGAACCUGGGAAGAGUAUUUUGAGAGCUUUCUGACUGGAAAAGUGUGCUGGGGUUCUUGGCAUGACCAUGUGAAAGGAUGGUGGAAAGCCAAAGAUGCACACCGCAUUCUCUACCUCUUCUAUGAAGAUAUGAAGAAGAACCCAAAGCAUGAAAUUCAGAAGCUGGCAAAAUUUAUUGGAAAGGACUUGGAUGAUAAAACUAUAGAUAAAAUUGUCCAUCACACUGCAUUUGACGUUAUGAAGCUGAAUCCAAUGGCAAACUACUCAUCAAUUCCUACUGAGAUCAUGAAUCACCGUAUUUCUCCCUUCAUGAGAAAAGGGGCAGUUGGAGACUGGAAGAAUCAUUUCACUGUGGCUCAGAAUGAGGUAUUUGAUGAGGACUACAAGAAGAAAAUGGCUGACACAAGGCUAACUUUCCAGUUCCAACUCAAGUAAGAAGAAGAAUGAAAUUUUUUUCGUUCAUUAUUCAAUAUAUAGGGUAAUAAAGAAUCAGAAUCAGAACGCAUAUUGUAUUCAGGUAGAGGGAGUUUCAAUAAAUUAGUAGAUAUAAUCAACAUAUCAUUGUUAUC